Messenger RNA from Chenopodium quinoa (quinoa), 450 nucleotides. RefSeq lists its product as uncharacterized. The record is from RefSeq and is a predicted model, not a curated record. The transcript is spliced from 3 exons. Bases 1 to 450 code for a protein of 149 amino acids. NCBI's taxonomy places the organism in Eukaryota, Viridiplantae, Streptophyta, Magnoliopsida, Caryophyllales, Amaranthaceae.
AUGAAGAAUUCUACUUCCUAUACAGUUGUGGUGGCUUACGUAGACGAUUUGUUGAUCACUGGAACUGAUGCUGAUGUGAUUCAGCAUCUCAAAGUUGCUUUGGACAAAGCUUUUAAAAUCAAGGAUCUAGGGUGCAACCCAACCAAUUUCCCUUUACCAAAGGGUUUGAAGUUAAGUGUGAAUGAAGGUGUUGUAUUGGAUUAUCCUGAGAAAUACAAGAACAUUAUAGGGAAGUUGUUGUACUUGAGUCUUACUAUGCCUGAUAUUAGUUAUGCAGUACAACAAUUGAGUACCCUGCAUUAUGGAUUUAUCUAUCCUGCAAAGACUGAUAUGAAGAUUAAAGCCUAUAGUGAUGCUGAAUGGGGCACAUGUGCUGAUUCAAGAAGAUCUUUAUCAAGCUUUUGUGUGUUUCUUGGGAAUGCAUUGGUUUCAUGGAAGACAAAGAAGUAG